This is a messenger RNA of Schistocerca americana (American grasshopper), 765 nucleotides long. Its product is annotated as nucleoside diphosphate kinase homolog 5-like. The record is from RefSeq and is a predicted model, not a curated record. NCBI's taxonomy places the organism in Eukaryota, Metazoa, Arthropoda, Insecta, Orthoptera, Acrididae. Gene Ontology annotation, molecular function: nucleoside diphosphate kinase activity. Gene Ontology annotation, biological process: UTP biosynthetic process; CTP biosynthetic process; GTP biosynthetic process. The coding region runs from base 1 to 765 and encodes 254 amino acids. The transcript has 3 exons.
AUGGAUGAAAGAGAGGAAGAAAUUAUUGGAAAUUUUUGUGACUUGUUGGGUGAGCCUAACCUCAGCAGUGAAAUUGUACCCAAAGAGGUAGAAACGAAACGUUCAGCCAAACCGCCGUGCAGAAUAGAAAUUGAACUAGAAGAUGAGCAGCCAUGCCUAGAGAGGACGCUGGCACUGGUAAAGCCAGAGGCAGUGAAGCACAUACAGACGAUUAAGAAGCUGAUUUUGGAAGCUGGAUUCCACAUAAUGCAGGAAAGGAAAGUGCAUCUCACUCCAGAGCAGGUGAGUGAACUGUAUUUUCAACAUUAUGGGAAUCUGUACUUCCCACUACUAGUAGCACACAUGUCCAGUGGCCCAGUCAUUGCUCUUUGCUUAACAAAAACAAAUGCUAUAGAAGACUGGAAGCUUCUUAUGGGUCCAAAGUGUGUUAAAGUUGCCAGAGUGGAGUACCCUAAAACACUUCGAGCAAAAUUUGGAGAUCCAGAUGAUGAAAUAAGAAAUGCACUUAAUGGAAGUGACUCUGAAGAAAUGGCUGAGAAAGAGCUACACUUCUUUUUUCCUGAAUUGAUGUUGGAAUCUACACUGAAAGGACACCAUCCAACAUUCUACUUGGCAGAAAAAGUAAACCCUACUUUGGUUGAAGGAUUGACUGCUGUUUGCAAAGUGAAACCUGUAGAUCCUGUGAUAUGGCUUGCAGAUUGGCUGCUCACGCAUAAUCCCAACAGACCCAAAACAAAUGAAAUCUUGUCUAACUUACCAACCUAA